Messenger RNA from Xiphias gladius (swordfish), 2894 nucleotides. RefSeq names its product RAD50 interactor 1 (gene rint1). Bases 163 to 2538 code for a protein of 791 amino acids. The transcript is spliced from 15 exons. The record is from RefSeq and is a predicted model, not a curated record. Gene Ontology annotation, cellular component: Dsl1/NZR complex. NCBI's taxonomy places the organism in Eukaryota, Metazoa, Chordata, Actinopteri, Istiophoriformes, Xiphiidae. Gene Ontology annotation, biological process: endoplasmic reticulum to Golgi vesicle-mediated transport; retrograde vesicle-mediated transport, Golgi to endoplasmic reticulum; regulation of ER to Golgi vesicle-mediated transport.
CGGACGAGACGUAAUUGGAAAACCUGGGCAUAUCAAAAGCACGUAACCGCGGGCGAAGGCGGCGUGGUUGCGUGACCGCCCGCGGGUCACGCAGAGGGGAUAAACGAGCGCCUCCCUUCCGUUCCGUCCCAGGACGUUUGUUGACAGCGUUGGCGAGAGAAGAUGGCGGCGCCCACAGCCGUAGAGCAAACCGUGACCAAACUGACAGACCAUCUCACGACCAGCCACGGGAGCGACCGUUUUCCAGCAGACUCGGGGAAGCUGCGGGACUUUGUGGUGGAUUUCCUGGAGAAAGAGGUCGGCAGCGACCUGAAAUCCCUGAAGAAUGUUGGCGACCUGCUGAAGAAACUGAGAGAGGAAAACAAGGCACUGGAGGAACAGGUUCUGACCGUAUCCAGUUCUGUGCCCCCUAAAGUUUCUGCGGCUCUGUCUGCUGCCGAGCAGGCGAGAUGUUCCCUGGAGGACCUGCAGCAGAGAGAGCGACUUAUCUCCAACACGCUGCACCAGCACCUGCAGGGGGCCCAACCUUGGAUGGAUAAUCUUGGCCAGACGCUUAACCAAGUGGACACCAUAGAGAGACACAUGAAAUACCUACGCUGCCUUCAACAUAUAGAGGAGCUCAGUGCUGCAGUCCAGCAGUGUCUGAUGACCAGCAGUGUCUGGGAGGCCAUCAGGGCGGUGGACAGCAUGGCUGCGCUGGACGCUGGACUAAGCCAGUCCGGAUGUUCUCACCUCCAGGAGUUCCUCAGAGAAACACUUCACUUCUGGCACAAGAUUAUCAAAGACCGACUGGCCAGUGACUUUGAGAAAGUAUUGACUCAGCUUCACUGGCCGAUCAUCUCCCCUCCUACUCAGUCACUGACUCCCACGGCCAACUGUCAGGAGAUCAACAGCCAGCUGGAGCUGCUCGUCACACAGCUACUCGCCCUGCAGACCUCCGAUGACCUCAUAUCUCAGAGGGCGUUGGCCUCCGGUCAGGGGGUCCCCACUACCCAGCCUGCCUCUUCGGCCACGCCUCCGUCCCAAGCUCCUCCGCUCUGUCUGCCCAUCCAGAUCAUGCUGCUGCCGCUCAGCAGGAGAUUCAGAUACCACUUCUACGGGAAUCGCCAGACCAACUCCCUCAGCAAGCCCGAGUGGUACCUCACACAGGCUCUGAUGUGGAUGGGGAACAGCUCGACCUUCAUGGAGGAAAAGAUCCAACCUAUCCUGGACCGAGCAGGGGCCGCCCUCAGUGCCAGGGUGGAGCUGUGUCGAGGCCUGCUGUCUCUAGUCCAGGAGAAAGUGGCCAGCGACGCUUCUAGGCUGCUGUAUGAUGACGUGCUCUUCUCUCACUUGGUGGAGGAGGUGCUGCAAUUUGAGAAGGAGCUGCGAAGCAACCAGUCAUACCCAGUGGUGCUGCCCGGCCUGCUUCACCUCCUGCUUGAGGACUCCAUCCUUCAGAAGUGGCUCACUGUGGAGAGGAAGAUGGCAGUGGAGAAGAUGGACGCCAUGCUGUCGGCCGAGGGGGCUUGGAGCUCUCAGUACAAAGACAUCAGUGAUAUGGACGAGCUGAAGGCUCCAGAUUGUGCUGAGACUUUCAUGACUCUGCUACAGGUCAUCACUGAGCGGUACCGGGCCUUGCCCUGUCCUUCAUCGCAGCUGAAGUUUCUGGGGCUACAGAGAGAGCUGGUGGAUGAUUUCCGCAUACGACUCACCCAGGUGAUGAAAGAGGAGUCCCGCUGCCCACUCGGCGCCCGUUAUUGUGCCAUCCUUAAUGCUGUCAACUACAUUUCCACCAUCCUGGGAGACUGGGGAGACAAUGUGUUCUUCCUACAGCUGCAGCAGGCAGCGGUUUCACUUGGUGAGGAGGCGGUACUGGGCGACCUGGGGGUGAUGGAGGUGGGUCGCCUGGCGUCUCUGGAGGGCUCUCUAUUUGAAGGCCUGUUGGCGCUGCUGGAUCGACUGAGAGGAGACAUGAUGGGAAGACUGCUGGAAUGGACCAUGAGAGAAAUCACAGAAAAAGCCAAACCAUUUUGCCAAGACAGGUGGUUGUCCCUACCAUCCCAGCAUGACCAGUCCACCAUGUCCCUGUCCAGUUCAGCAUGUCCUAUGAUGCUAUGUGUGAGGGACAGAUUGUUGAACCUUCAUCAGGUCCUGAGUCUUUCCCUGUUCCAGCUAGCCUGGCAGGGCCUGGCGGACAGACUCGACAACUUUCUCUACCAGGAUGUGAUCCUGUCUAAUCAUUUCAGUGAUGGUGGGGCAGCUCAGCUUCAGUUCGACAUGACCAGAAACCUGUUUCCUCUGUUUGGUCACUACUGCAAAAGACCUGAGAACUUCUUUAAGCAUGUAAAGGAGGCGUGUAUCAUCUUGUGUCUGAAUGUGGGCUCCGCUAUUCUGCUGAGGAACCUCCUUAAAGAGUCAGAGGAGGAGACCAAAGAUUGGGCAGGUGUGGUGGAUCCUCCACCCGAGUCCGCAUUGAAUGAGUUGGGGGUUUACUGCUUGGCACCCUGUGAUGUGCUGAUUCUUCUCAAGCUCAGAGCCUCCUGGCCUGGACAGUGACGCCCCCCCCAGGGGGCAGUGUUUGUGGGUGUGGAGUGUGCAUCAGAUUGAGCGCUUCUCAAAUGUUUCUCCUUAAUUUUUGUCAUUAGGUUUAACCUUCGUUGUAAACAUGACAGCUACUAUCUGUCAGUCACAUAAGUCGGGGCUGUUCAGAUAGUGUUCAGUAAGUUGAUGCUACUGAACUGUCAUUGUGUGUCAUUACUGUGUUGCACUCCUUUUUCGGGGGGGACCCACUUACCUGUCACCUCCUUUGACUUAAGUACAUUACAAAGAAAUUAUUAAUAACAAUUGUCCUUUUGUCUGGUAUAUUAUGUAAUAAAUCCAGCUGAACUGCAACGCUCUCGUCAGUUGCCCCA